Epithele typhae is the source of this 885-nucleotide messenger RNA. RefSeq lists its product as uncharacterized. The transcript has a single exon. NCBI's taxonomy places the organism in Eukaryota, Fungi, Basidiomycota, Agaricomycetes, Polyporales, Epitheliaceae. The record is from RefSeq and is a predicted model, not a curated record. The coding region runs from base 1 to 885 and encodes 294 amino acids.
AUGUCAUCUGGCUCAACCGCGUCUCCACAUAUGCGUACUCCCGCUUUCGACUCCUGGUCUCCCCUUGUACGCAAGCUCUGGAUCCAAAGCAGCGGUCUCAGCAACUCGGCUAACGAGCAACUCCUUUUAUCUGCCUUCCACGGCGUCCAUCAUGUCGCCCUCCUCUCCGCGUCCCUUCGCAUGCUCGCCUCUUCUAUCCACACCCAUGUCGCUCGCCAUCAGCGUCAGUUGGUUGAGGGCCAGUCGAACCCAUCAAGCGACGCAUUCACUCAUCUUCAUUCCAUCACGCUCAUUACCAACACCUUCCGGUAUGAGUGGCACUUCCUCCUCGGCCUUCGCCUAUGCAACGGUUCCGAAUUCCUCAAAAAUAUCACCCAUCUCCGUAUACAUAACAUGACCGUCUCCGCAUACUGUCCCCAUAACCUUCUAACAAGCCUCACUCACCUCGCUCUACCAUACCUCGACCUCGGCAACGACUUCUCCUGCGUUCAAGAUAGAGGCGCCCUGGUUCGGCCCCUUCGCCUCCCCGAAGGAAUCAUCAAGCAUCCGUCGCUGCGUGUUGUCGUACUCACCGUGGACGAACGCAAGUGGCUCGACAAUCCAUACUAUCAAACGUCGCGUCCCAACGCUUCGGGCGAUAGCGCCAAGGUUGCCGCGGGAUCUCCUAGGGAGUCAUUCCGCAAGCUCGUACAGUGGACACAGAAAUGCGACAAGCGCAUCCAUGUCGUGCUUUCCCCGCGAUCAGAUACCAACCCGUGUCAGGAAUGGGCAGACGCUGCGAGGGGUUGUGCACCGUCGGUGUGGGAAGUCGCGGCGAAGGAGCGAAUGGAUGGUUCGCAUGGUGCUGGGCUUCCUGAAGUGUUCCCGAAGAGGAGGUAUCGUUGA